This is a messenger RNA of Marmota monax (woodchuck), 1342 nucleotides long. It is a transcript of the gene Sdr16c5, whose product is annotated as short chain dehydrogenase/reductase family 16C member 5. The transcript is spliced from 7 exons. Gene Ontology annotation, molecular function: all-trans-retinol dehydrogenase (NAD+) activity. Gene Ontology annotation, biological process: retinal metabolic process; retinol metabolic process. Gene Ontology annotation, cellular component: lipid droplet. Bases 162 to 1091 code for a protein of 309 amino acids. Lineage: Eukaryota; Metazoa; Chordata; Mammalia; Rodentia; Sciuridae. The record is from RefSeq and is a predicted model, not a curated record.
CGGGCGGGCCAGUCCCGCCCUUGGACUUAGGCUCGAGCCCGCGCCAGGAUAAACACCUGAACUUCACUGAGCUGGUAGCUAAGGACACGGGUGCCUGGGGCGGACGAGGCCGGGUUCUCGGCGGGCAGCGAGGGGGAGCGUGCCUGGGUGUCAGCCAGAAUAUGUCUUCCAACCUGAGAUCAGCAAGGAAAUUUCUUGUUUUCUUAGGAAAAUCACUGUUUAGUAUUCUGGAGGCUCUGAUCUUUGGCUUGAUCCCAAAGCCACGGAAGAACGUCGCUGGUGAAAUAGUCCUCAUAACAGGCUCUGGGAGUGGACUUGGGAGGCUCUUAGCCUUGCAGUUUGCCCGCCUGGGAUCUGUGCUUGUUCUCUGGGAUAUCAAUUCAGAGGGGAAUGAGGAGACACUCCAGAUGGCUCGGGAAGCUGGAGCCAUGAGGGUGCAUGCCUAUACCUGUGAUUGUAGCCGAAAGGAAGACGUGUACAGAGUGGCCAAUCAGGUUAAAAAAGAAGUUGGUGAUGUUUCCAUCCUAAUAAAUAACGCUGGAAUCGUAACAGGCAAAAACUUCCUGGACUGCCCAGAUGAGCUUAUGGAAAAGUCAUUUGAUGUGAACUUCAAAGCACAUUUAUGGACUUAUAAAGCCUUUCUACCUGCUAUGAUUGCUAAUGACCAUGGACAUUUAGUUUGCAUUUCAAGUUCAGCUGGAUUAGUUGGAGUAAAUGGGCUGGCAGAUUAUUGUGCAAGUAAAUUUGCAGCCGUUGGUUUUGCAGAAUCUAUGUUUGUAGAAACAUUUGCCCUAAAACAAAAGGGGAUUAAGACUACAAUUGUGUGCCCAUUUUUUAUAAAAACUGGAAUGUUUGAAGGUUGUAUGACUAGGUGUCCUCUCCUGUUGCCAAUUCUGGAUCCAGAAUAUACAGUCAGAAAAAUAGUAGAUGCUAUUCUUCAGGAAAGGCUGUAUUUGUGUAUUCCAAAGUUUUUAUACCUCAUGUUGUUUUUAAAAAGUUUCUUGCCCGCCAAGACAGGACUGAUCAUAGGUGAAUACCUGGGUAUCUUAGAGUCAAUGGAAGGUUUCACUGGCCAAAAGAAGAAAGUCUAAAGACCGACUCCAUGACUGAUUCCAUCGGAUACCCAAUGCUACAUCGCGUUUGUUUUGAAUAAGAAAAAUAAUUUUGUUCAACAAUAGAACGUAUCUGGAAACAAGUACCAUUCCUAUUUCUGCUAUCUGGACUAGAAUUUUCAACCCAUGUCUUUGAAAAAAAAAAAAACAUUGCUGUCUUCUUUUUGUUGAGUUUGGUUGUAUUGUUUUAAAAAAUAAAAGCAGUCAAUUUUUGUCAUUUCCAGUUACAA